UAGAACUUCCCGUCCAAAUAUUCUUACAAUUCCAAACAUCCACAGCUUUUCCCUCCUCUCUGCUUUUUGCCUUUUAAAUCAUUCAAUUCCUUAUUCACAAAGCUUCCCUUCACGCUCCUCCAGAAAAAAACAAUUCAUUCCUGCACCAAUUUCUCCAGCGUUGUACUGAAUUACUGAUACCCCAAAGCUUGUUUCCCAUUUUUCUCUCUCUGUGGCUCCAGGCAUUGACGGGUGUGGCUCAGCAGCUUUGUUUUUCCCGAUGAUCAUCUGGGAAGCGAUAUGUUUGAAUGUGGGGGGAAAUAGGUUUUAGUGGUGGAAAUGGUGGUUUCUUGUUUCGCAUUUUGGAGGGAAGCUUGCUGAUACUGGCUUUUCCAUCUGUUUCGUUUGUGAACAAAUUGGUAGAGAAGAGAAAGAAUUUGUUACUAAUGGAAACUGGAGGAGCCUCGAUGAAGCCAACGCUUACGCCUAAGGCUGUCAUUCACCAAAAGUAUGGAACCAAGGCUUGCUACACAAUAGAGGAAGUACACGAGCCGCCUCAAAAUGGGUGCCCCGGAUUGGCCAUUGCUCAGAAGGGGGCUUGUCUUUUUCGCUGCAAUUUGGAGCUUCCAGACAUUUCUGUUGUGUCAGGGACGUUCAGAAGAAAGAGAGAUGCUGAACAAUCUGCCGCAGAGUUAGCUAUAGAAAAGCUGGGCAUCCAUACAAGAACAAAUGAUCUAACUGCAGAGGAAGCAUGGGAUGAAUUACUUGUUCGUGUCAAACACUUAUUUUCCAAUGAGUUCCUUUCAGCUCUUCAUCCACUCAGUGGUCACUUUAGAGAUGCUGUGCUGAGAGAAGGAGACCAUUGUUUAGUACCUAUCUCUGCCAUUUUUGCUUAUGAUGCAAAGAUUUGUAGUUUGUCUAAAUGUAUUGACCCUCGGGUGGAGUCAAAUCCAUACUUGGUUAUCCAAUAUAUCUUGAGGGCAGCUGAAAAAUUGUCUGAUUCUCUUUCUGCUCCUAAAGGACAACUUUCAAUUCAAAGGAAAAAUCCUUACCCUUCCGAUGUUAUAACAUCAUCAGUCAUUGAGCCCUCUCUCUCUUCUGAAAGAUCUUUGAUUGAAGUGAUACGAAUCCCUUGUUUGCUCGACAAGCCUUUAGAAAGUAUAGUCCUUGACCGUUCUCCAACUGGCUAUUACCUGGAUCUUGUUGCCAAGGAACUUGGCUUGUCCGAUGCAGCCAAGGUCUUCAUCUCGAGGCCUGUUGGUAGAGCUUCUUCUGAAACAAGAUUGUACUUUGCAGCUUCUGGAACUUUUUUAUCUGAUCUAUCUUCAGAUCUUUUAGAUUUAAAAGAAGCUCUUCACUUUGGAGAACCACUGAAUGCAAGAGCAACUUAUUUAUGUGGUCAAGAUAUAUAUGGGGAUGCAAUUUUGGCAAACAUUGGGUACACAUGGAAGAAUAAAGAUCUUUUUCAUGAGAACAUUGGCUUGCAAUCAUAUUACAGGAUGCUUAUUAAUAAGACACCAAGUGGAAUUUAUAAGUUGUCCAGAGAAGUAAUACUUGCAGCACAGUUGCCUUCAACAUUCACCACAAAAGCAAAUUGGAGGGGUGCCUUCCCUAGGGAUGUCCUUUGUACAUUCUGUCGUCAGCAUAGAUUAUCGGAACCUAUCAUUUCAGCUGUUAUAGCAUCUUCCAAGACAGCUGCAGUAGGUCAAGAUCACACGUAUGGAGGCGCAAUUGCUGAAGAUGAAGGGCAAUGUGUGGAAUCCAAUGAUACCUUCAGAUGUGAAGCAAGAAUUUAUUCCAACAGCCAGGAACUGAUUUUGGAAUGCUCGCCAAAAGACACGUUCAAGAAGCAGUUUGAUUCGAUCCAGAAUGUUUCUUUGAAAGUUCUUUUGUGGUUGGAUGCAUAUUUCAAGGAUUUACUCAUGCCGUUGGAAAGAUUGACCUCUUAUGCUGAUGCACUUGCCCUUCAAUUUAAUCCUCAAAGGGUUUUUGAAGAACUAGCUUCCUGUAGAUCUGCUCAUUCCAGUUUGAACAGUAGAAUUCUAGGAGAGAUAUCACAUAAAUCAAACGAUGUGAAAUUGCCGUGUAAUUACCCUGAAUAUGGAGACAGUUCUGUAAACAUUCAAGGUUCAGAUUCUGGUACUAGUCCAUCUAAUGGAUCGUUAGUAUGCAUCAGUUAUAAUGUAGCCCUCAUAGCCGAAGGUGCAGAAGUUAAGGAACCUAUUGAGAACAAUGAUGAGUUUGAGUUUGAGAUAGGGACCGGAUGCGUUAUUCCGUGUCUUGAAGCAAAUGUACAGCAGAUGUCUGUUGGUCAGUCUGCUUGUUUUUGUGCAGAAUUGGCCCCUAGAGAGUUUAUUUUGGCUGCAGCUAUCGAAACUGCAAGGAUACUUCACUUGUUAGAUUCAAAUGCGUGCCGUUUGGAGUACUCUUGUAAUUUGUUGCGUGUUACGGAACCUCUGGAAGACAGGAUGGAGCAGGCUCUUUUCAGUCCUCCAUUAUCAAAGCAACGUGUGGAAUUUGCUGUGAAAUAUAUCAAAGAAUCACAUGCUUGUUCUUUGGUUGACUUCGGAUGUGGCUCGGGGAGUCUGUUGGAUUCUUUACUAAAUUACCAGACAUCUUUGGAGAAAGUUGUUGGUGUUGAUAUCUCUCAGAAAAGUCUCAGCCGUGCAGCAAAGAUACUUCAUUCAAAACUGAGUACAGAACCCAACGGUCAAGUACCUCGUACUGCCGUAAAAUCUGCAGUUCUUUAUGAUGGAUCUAUCACAGAUUUUGAUCCACGAUUGUGUGAAUUUGACAUUGGUACUUGCUUAGAGGUAAUCGAGCACAUGGAAGAAGAUCAAGCGUAUCGGUUUGGAAAUUUGGUGCUGAGUUCAUUUCGUCCAAAACUUCUCGUUGUUUCAACUCCGAACUAUGAGUACAACGUGAUACUCCAAGGAUCAAAUCUUUCAAGCCAAGAAGGGGAUCAAGACGACAAAACGCAGUUACAAUCUUGCAGAUUUCGUAAUCACGAUCACAAGUUCGAGUGGACUAGAGAACAAUUCAAUCAGUGGGCUAGCGAUUUAGCCACGAGACACGACUACUCGGUCGAAUUCAGUGGGGUUGGUGGAUCGGGUCACUUGGAGCCUGGUUAUGCUUCCCAAAUUGCCAUCUUUAGAAGAAGAUCCGAAACUCGACGGGAACAUCCCACUGAGAAUACGGCAGAAUCAGCUCAUAAGUACCAAGUCAUAUGGGAGUGGAAUAGCAGCAAAUGAAGAACUACUCUGCAACUGAAAAGAAAUUUUGUAUAGCUUACAAAGUUUUAAUCCCUUGAAGCUUUUUGAAUUUUGAUCAGCUUUCCACAUGAAAGGUAGUCAAACACAUACACUUAGAUUGACAGAAAAAAGUAUAUGACACACCAAGAACAAGACUCAAUCACUGAUAUAUAUCUUUUAGAUCUGUAUAGCUUUUUUCAAGCUCAUUCGAUUGGAUUUUCCCAUUGCAUA
This is a messenger RNA of Momordica charantia (bitter melon), 3461 nucleotides long. RefSeq names its product small RNA 2'-O-methyltransferase. The record is from RefSeq and is a predicted model, not a curated record. Gene Ontology annotation, cellular component: nucleus; cytoplasm. Gene Ontology annotation, molecular function: RNA methyltransferase activity; O-methyltransferase activity; peptidyl-prolyl cis-trans isomerase activity. NCBI's taxonomy places the organism in Eukaryota, Viridiplantae, Streptophyta, Magnoliopsida, Cucurbitales, Cucurbitaceae. Gene Ontology annotation, biological process: siRNA processing; RNA methylation; piRNA processing.